ACCCAGGCGCUGCCAUGUGGCCCCUGGCCUCUGCGAUUGCCUUCCUGACCACGGCCUUGUCCUCGUCAAGCGGCGUCUCUCAGGAACAUCCCAAGAUUAUCAACAGCACCAAUGGGACCAAUGGGUUUCUCCCCGGCGGCUACACCUGCCCUCCCCACUCUCAGCCCUGGCAGGCAGCCCUGCUGGUUCAGGGGCGGCUGCUCUGCGGGGCAGUCCUCGUCCACCCCCGCUGGGUCCUGACUGCAGCGCACUGUCUGAAGGAUGGAUACCGAGUGUCCCUGGGCAAGCAUACCCUGGAGCACGAGGAGGCUGGAGAGCAGGUGCGGGACGUCGCCCGCUCCAUUCCCCACCCUCUGUACCGGAGCAGCCCCACUCACCUGAACCACGACCACGACAUCAUGCUGCUGGAGCUGCAGUCGCCCGUCCGUCUCUCGAGCCACAUCCGCGUCCUGCCUCUCUCCCACAGCGACUGCCUCCCGGCCGGCACCUGCUGCCGCGUGUCUGGCUGGGGCACCACCAUCAGCCCCCGGGUGAGUUUCCCACAAGCCUUACAGUGUGCCAACAUCCAGCUACGCUCAGAUGAGGAGUGCCGGCAAGCCUACCCGGGGAGGAUCACGCGCAACAUGGUGUGUGCCGGCUCCCCCGAGGGCGGCAAGGACUCCUGUGAGGGCGACUCGGGAGGCCCCCUGGUCUGCAACGGAAGGCUCCACGGUAUCAUCUCCUGGGGAGACUUCCCCUGCGGGCAGCCCAACCGGCCCGGCGUCUACACCCGCGUCUCUCAAUACAUUUCAUGGAUCCAGGCAACCAUCCGAGGACAGAGACCCCCAGAGCAGGAAUGGACGCAGGGCCCACAAUAAAAGUCGGGUUGACUGACCCAGCUCCUCACUCCCUCGGAGCCCUCCUUCCGCAGCCUGCCCAGCCCUCCCUGACCCCUCCCAGGGCACCCCACUUGAACCGGCGAUCCGUGUUCCCGGCGUGUCACACCCUGGGGAUGACAUUCCGUGUUUCCAAAGCACUCGGUCCCCGUCGGCAUCACGGUCUACCGGGCGUUGGAUCCCUGAAACACCCCAGUCCCCCCCGAGAGUCCCGACCCGGAUACGUUCCGGGUCUCCCAACUGUGUCAGCAUCCACCUAGAUCACCAUCUAAACCAGCGGUUCUCAACCUGUGGGUCGCGACCCCUUGGGGGGUCGAAUGACCCUUUCACAGGGGUCGCCUAAGACCAUCGGAAAACACAUAUAUAAUGACAUAUUGUUUUUGUGAUGAAUCACUAUGCUUUCAUUAUGUUCAAUUUGUCACCAUGAAAUUGGGGGUCACCACAACAUGAGGAACUGGAUUAAAGGGCCGCGGCGUUAGGAAGGUUGGGAACCACUGAUCUAAAUGUUCUGUCUGUGGAACACAGAGGUACCUCCAGCCCAUCCCAGCGAUAUUCUAUGUCCCAUGAAUGUACCAUUUUUGGAAAUAUUCUAUACCCCUCCAGAUACUUACUCAUUGCCAAUAUUUUAUUUUAUACUAGAGGCCUGGUGCACAAAAUUUGUGCACUUGGGGGGAGGGGUGUCCCUCAGCGUGGCCUAUGCCCUCUUGCAGUCCGGGAGCCCUCCGGGGAUAUCCGACUGCCACGGAGGUGGGAGAGGCUCCUACCACUGCCAAUGUACUUGCCAGCCGUGAGCCCAGCUUCCGGCUGAGUAAUGCUCCUCCUGUGGGAGUGCACUGACCACCAGGGGGCAGCUCCUGCAUUGAGCGUCUGCCCCCUGGUGGUCAGUGUGCGUCAUAGCAACCGGUCGUUCCGCCAUUCAGUUGGUUUGCAUAUUAGCCUUUUAUGAUAUAGGAUUUUUCUGUGCUUUUAAAAAAUAAUUCUUUAUUGUUGAAAGUAUUACAUAGGCCCCCUUUUCCCCCUCAUUGACCCCCUCCAGCCCGCCCCAGGCCUUCACCACCCUAUUGUCUGUGUCCAUAAGUUAUGCAUAUAGCAGUGAUGGCGAACCUAUGACACGCGUGUCAGAGGUGACACG
Molecule: messenger RNA, 2007 nt
Organism: Myotis daubentonii (Daubenton's bat)
Lineage: Eukaryota; Metazoa; Chordata; Mammalia; Chiroptera; Vespertilionidae
Gene: KLK13
Product: kallikrein related peptidase 13
Biological process (GO): proteolysis
Cellular component (GO): secretory granule
Molecular function (GO): serine-type endopeptidase activity
Source: RefSeq, a predicted model, not a curated record